This is a messenger RNA of Yamadazyma tenuis ATCC 10573, 1072 nucleotides long. RefSeq names its product Cip1p (gene CIP1). Lineage: Eukaryota; Fungi; Ascomycota; Pichiomycetes; Serinales; Debaryomycetaceae. The record is from RefSeq and is a predicted model, not a curated record.
CGAUCACAACACCACACAAAUGUGUGGAGUCCACCUGUGGAAUAUUUAAGCACGAGAAGGCCCCUUGAACUGCAACAGAUAUCACAAAUUACAACAGAUAUCACAAAUUACUUCACAUAUCAAUUCAUAUAAUUCACAAUGGUUUCUAUUGCUAUCGUCGGAACUUCCGGUGCUUUGGGUGCCCCAGUGCUCAAGGCUUUACAAGAGCCUCUUUUUGCAGACAAAAUCGAUUUCCCCAUUAAAGCCAUUACCACCAAAGACAAGUCUUCGGAGUCGUCGGACAAGGUCCAGUAUAUCCAGGGAGAUGUCACAAAGGAUACCUCUCUGUUGGCUGAACAGUUGAAGAAUACCGAUGUGUUCAUCAAUUUGGCCCACCCAGAUCCAGCAGUGUUGGGGGGUGUUGAAAAACUCAUCACCACCAUCAAACCAAAGCUUUACUUCCCAUCCGACUUUGGGGUGGACUUCAACAAGCCCGACGCGAAAACCCUCCAUCCCAUUGUUCGGGGCAAGAGGGAACAUGCCCAGAGACUUAGAGAUGCUGGCAUUAAGGUGGUUCAAGUUGCCACUAAUUAUUUCAAAAUCCCCCCAGUUUUCUUGACCGUGUUCUUCGGACAUGUUGGUCUUGAUGUGGCUGGAAAUACCUAUACCAAAGUGGUUGAUGGUAACGAUAAAAUCCAAUUUUCUACCGCUUCUGAUAUUGGAAGAACCGUGGCUGCUAUUGCUACUACCGAUCCAUCCAAGGUCCAAGACGCCUACAGGGUGUUUUCAGACGAAAAGCCAAUCGCCGAGGUUGUGGCUGAGAAGGAAAAGGAGCUGGGAACUGAAUUUAAAGUCAACGAAAUCAAAGUCAAAGACUUACACGACCAGUGGCUUACUCAACUCGAGGGCAAGGAUCCAGACUUCAUUGCCUUCUUGUUUCAAUCCUGGGCUGCCGGUGUUGCUGGUGGCGCGAUCUUUGAGACCCGUGACAGGGAAGUGGUGAACCCAGGCCAGUCUUUGUGGAAGUGGGAAAAGUGGGAUACCUAGUUAGAUGUUAGUGUUUAGUUCUCAAAUUGAUAGUUUUGCAACCGCG